UUCCCCCUCCAAUAGGCUCACCACCUAUAGGAGAGGCCAUAGGGGUCAGGUGCAAUGUGAGUUGGGCAGCAGCCAAAGGCGGGGACCUUGGCCGUCCGAUCCUCGUCUGCAGAAGCUAGCUCUAAGGACAUGGAAUGUCACCUCUCUGAUGGGGAAGGAGCCUGAGCUGGUGCGCGAGGUUGUGAAGUCGGGCUCACCUCGACGCACGGCUUGGGCUCUGGAACCAGUCUUCUUGAGGGGGGUUGGACAUGGGGGUUUUCCACUCUGGAGUUGCCCGUGGGGAGAGGCGCUGAGCGGGGGUGGGCAUACUUAUUGCCCCCUGGCUGGGCGCCUGUACAUUGGGGUUUACCGCAGUGGACGAGAGGGUAGCCUCCCUUCGCCUUCGAGUGGGGGGACGGGGCCUGACUGUUGUUUGUGCUUAUGCGCCACACAGCAGUUCAGAAUACCCACCCUUUUUGGAGUCCUUGGAAGGGGUGUUGGAGAGCGCUCCUCCUGGGGACUCUCUUGUUCUGCUGGGGGACUUCAAUGCUCACGUGGGCAAUGACAGUGAGACCUGGAUUGGCGUGAUCGGGAGGAAAGGCCCCCUCGAUCUGAACCCGAGUGGUGCUUUAUUAAUGGACUUCUGUGUUCAUCACGGAUUAUCCAUAAUGAGCACCAUGUUCAAGCAUAAGGGUGUCCAUAUGUGCACUUGGCACCAGGACACCCUAGGCCGCAGUUCAAUGAUCGACUUUGUAGUCAUGUCAUCGGACUUGCGGCCGCAUGUCUUGGACACUUGGGUGAAGAGAGGGGCGGAGCUGUCAACUGAUCACUACCUGGUGGUGGGUUGGCUCCGCUGGUGGGGGAGGAAGCCGGCAAGGCCUGGCAGGCCCAAGCAUAUAGUGAGGGUCUGCUGGAAACGUCUGGCAGAAUCCCCUGUCAAGAGGAGUUUCAACUCCUACCUCCGGCAGAACUUCUCCCAUAUCCCGGGGGAGGCAGGGGACAUUGAGUCCGAAUGGGCCAGGUGACCGGAGCUGUGGCCGUAAGAUGGUUGGUGCCUGUCGCGCAGGCAAUCCCCGAACCCGCUGGUGGACACCGGUGGUGAGGGAUGCCGUCAAGCUGAAGAAGGAGUCCUAUCGGGCCUUUUUAGCCUGUGGGACUCCGGAGCCAGCUGAUAGGUACCGGCGGGCCAAGCGGGAUGCGGCUUCGGCGGUUGCUGAGGAAAAAACUCGGGUGUGGGAGGAGUUUGGCGAGGCCAUGGAAAACGACUUCCGGACGGCUUUGAGGAGAUUCUGGUCCACCAUCCGGCGGCUCAGGGCGGGAAAGUGGUGUAACAUCAACCCUGUUAUGAACUGUCACGACUGAGCGGGACUUGAUGAAGAUGUACAAUCCUUGGUGGAGAAAAAAGGAGGAUCGCUCUGCUGAGUUUCGCUCUAACCUGACCAACAAAUGCAACGCAGUAUCCAAAGCCAUCAUCACUCAGGCGAACACCCCAGUCGGAAAGAAGGUCGUAUACGAUGGUGAAAAAGCAAAGAUGGAAGAAGUAACACGCAAACUCUUCAGCAUCUUUGUUAAGGUGUCACCCUUUGGGAAUGUGACAUGGGAGACAUGUGCUGUCGUUGGAAAUGGCGGGAUCCUCAGCAACAGCAGCUGCGGACAGGAGAUAGACUCUGCCCAGUUUGUCUUCAGGUGCAACCUCCCUCCUCUGGGUAAGGAUUUCAAGAAACAUGUCGGCAACAAAACAAACCUUGUGACAGCCAAUCCCAGCAUCCUUUUGGAAAAGUUCGAAGGACUCACAGAAAGGCGCCGACCCUUUGUGGAGAGCAUGGCUAGCUAUGGGGAUGCCCUGCUCCUGAUUCCUGCAUUUUCUUACACGCGCAACAUGGCUGUGUCACUGCGUGCUGCCUACACACUAGAGGAGUUCCAAAGCCCGGCACGGACUGUCUUCUUCAGCCCGUCAUAUUUGCGGAGCCUGGCUCAGUUUUGGAAAGAACAGGGCCUUCAGGUCCCCCGGCCCAGCAGCGGGCUGAUUGUGGCCAGCCUGGCACUGGAGCUGUGCAGCGAAGUGAGGCUGUAUGGCUUCUGGCCGUAUCCACUGCACCCUGACACUCACCAGACUCUCACAAACCAUUACUAUGACAACCAGCAGAGUAUGCGGACAGUGCACAAUAUGCCUGCCGAAUUCAGGCACCUGCUGCGGCUUCACAGCCAAGGUGUGCUUAGGGUUCACCUCGGGGAAUGUGCAGCUAGAAGAGCAAUGAGCUUCUAUGAGGUUUGACAGCUUGGCAAAGCAUAGCUUUCUCUGGGAUUUUUUGAGUAAAUAUACUCUUCUGUUGUAUAUUGUCUCCUGAUGAUGGCCUCUCUGUUAAAUUGUUUCCAGGUACACAUUUAACACUAAGGACUUGUCUGUAAAGUUGUUUUCUAUUGCACUGUUGAUAUUUUAUCAGUUUGAUCCAAAGUUGUACAGGGAAAAAAAAUCUAAUCAGAAGAAUUACUCAUAGAUUUUAAAAUGACCAUGUUAAAUCAUUGCAGGAUGCAGUCAUUCUAAAGCAGCAUAUCAGCUCAUAUGUUCCGGGUACUGUGUGAUGGAUGCUAAACCGGCCAAAGAUUUAUUUUAAGGAUAAAAAGGUUUGGAAAUAAUUUUAACAAAAUGAACUUAUUUUGUACCACAUAAUAUUACCUAACCCCAGGCAAAUUUAGCCAUCCAUUUUCUGUACCCGCUUGUUCUAUUUAGGGUUGCAAGAUCUGGGCACGAGGCAGGGUACAACCCAGGAUAGGGUGCCAGCCUAUCAUAGUACACACUCACACAUUUUCGCAUUCACAAUUUGGUAACUCCCACUGACCUCAGCAUGUUUUUGGAUUGUGGGGGGGGAAACUGGAGUGCCUAGUGGAAACUCCACGAUGACAUGGGAAGAACAUGCAAACUCCACACACAUCAAGCCAGGGUGGAGACUCAAACACUGGUCCCAGAGGCAACAGUGCUAACCACUGCACCACCAUGUCAUCCUAGGCAAAUUUAUGGAAAACAUAAAUGGGAAAUUUUUCCUUUUACAAUCUAUAGAGAGGGGAUGCCCAAUAUUGUGUAAUGUAGCCAUAAUAAGUUACCCUCCAUCCAAACUCAAAUAAUAUUGGUGCAACCAUUAAGCUUAUGACCACUAAAGGGCACCAAUUCAUUAUUUACCUAAAGUUGUUAGUUGUGAAAGUGCUUCACUGCAACAAAUAUGAUUUAAAAAUCAUUAUUGGGUUCUCUUAUAAUGAAUAGUCACAAGAACAUUGUUUAAGCGGGUACCAUUUUUAUGUUUUCACAGCUCUUUCCCUUCAUAAUUCAACUAUUCAUGAAACUGAAUAAUCCCUUAACAUUGCUGUACAUAGACUACUCUCCAACCUUUUUCCCACUGGAUGAUUAUAUUUUAUGCUAAUAACUAUAACAAUUUAACAUGUCAAAGAUGUCAAAUGUCAUUCUGAAAUGGGUGUUUUGGCAUAUCUGUGGGUUUAUAGUAAAUAAGUUAUCGCCAGACUUA
Molecule: messenger RNA, 3497 nt
Organism: Brienomyrus brachyistius
Lineage: Eukaryota; Metazoa; Chordata; Actinopteri; Osteoglossiformes; Mormyridae
Product: alpha-2,8-sialyltransferase 8F-like
Exons: 6
Coding region: 1352-2254 (300 amino acids)
Biological process (GO): oligosaccharide metabolic process; N-glycan processing
Molecular function (GO): alpha-N-acetylneuraminate alpha-2,8-sialyltransferase activity
Source: RefSeq, a predicted model, not a curated record